Messenger RNA from Oxyura jamaicensis (ruddy duck), 2045 nucleotides. It is a transcript of the gene HDIP1, whose product is annotated as chromosome 11 C16orf87 homolog. Bases 1180 to 1581 code for a protein of 133 amino acids. NCBI's taxonomy places the organism in Eukaryota, Metazoa, Chordata, Aves, Anseriformes, Anatidae. The record is from RefSeq and is a predicted model, not a curated record. The transcript is spliced from 4 exons.
AUUUAUCUAUAAAAGAUAGUUAAUACUUACAUAUACUCAUUGUGACUUAAAAUACUCAGGGCAUGUAGAAAACUGCUAUAUUUGUGUGGAUACAUGACAAUCAGAGUUCAGACAAUGAUGUUCUCUACUACCAGUGUUUAGGAUUUUAAAACACUUUCAGUUAUAUGUUGACCAUAUGUGUAUUGUGAAUUGAUUUUUGUUUGCCUACAGUUCAUAGCAUUCAUGCACUCCAGGAUUGCUUUCAUUUCAUAGAAGUGUGCAUGAAAUUAGCAUUGCACUUAAAGGCUAAGUACUCUUUGUUCCAGUGGUAGAAAUACUGGUAGAAUAGUUUAACAAGGUCCCUUGUUUUAUGUGAGUAGUUUAAAAUCAAAACAUUGAAGUUAUUUUAUGGUCUUUUUACCCUAGCAAAAAAAUUAAAGCUAUCUGGAGUUGUAACCUCUAUCAGCAUUUGUUUUAUCACGCAAAGUCAAACAAUCCUUUGUGCUGCAACAAUGCAAAAGCUUCCACUGGAAUCAGCUGUGACAUGUCAGACGUCUGGUGAAAAACAGGUAGGAAAAUCAUUUACCAAACAGAGCCUUCUGGUGAUUUGAAUUUUGUAACAGUUUUAUAUUUAAUCAAUUCUUUUAAGAAGAAUGCAAAACAACAACAAAUAAACAUGACAACUGGUCUAUUACUGGAAUUGAUUUUUCAUUCUCUUUAAUUCCUUUUCAUAUAUUAAUAUACAAAUAUAAAUACAUGAAAAAUAUGAAAUCAAUUAAUAUGAAAAUUAUUUUGUACAAAUACAGAUCACAAUCAUCUGCAUUUAGGUGGCUUCAUGGAGUUUCUCUCCAUUACAAGGUAUGCCCCUCUGCACUAGGAUGCUCUGAGAUGGCUUAGCAGGAUAACUGCUAAAAAAAAGUGUGGGAAGAUGUUCUCUUGGGUCAGGUGGGAAAUGUGGAGCCUCGACAGAUUAGAGGUGAUUGUAACCCUUCCAUUUCCUCGGUUUGUAUGUGGAAAACAGCAUAGUCUAUAGUUGUGGUAUUCUGUUUUGUCCAGGAGCUCUCUUUGGAGAUCUGGCCUGAUAAUCACAGAGAUGAGCUGUCAACAAGAGAAGAUGGUAAAUGACUUAGAGUGAUUGUACCUGGACCCAGAACUGCACCCUCCCACUUCGGAUGGUGAGAAAUCUCUAUUCCUCAGACGAUGGUUCCUGUUGCAUGCAAAUCAUGUCCCUGUGGCUACAUAUUUAUUAGUCGAAAGCUCUUGCAUGCGAAACGUGCUGAGAGAUCGCCACCCAUUGCAGAAAACAAGAGUGAGGCCAAAAGGAGACGAACUGAGAGGGUUAAGCGAGAGAAGAUAAAUUCUGCAGUAAAUAAAGACUUAGAAAACCGAAAGAGAUCCAGGUCUAACAGCCAUUCAGAUCAUAGCAGACGAGGAAGAGGAAGACCUAAGAGUGCCUCAGCCAAAAAGCAUGAAGAAGAAAGAGAGAAACAAGAAAAAGAAGUUGACAUGUAUGCUAACCUUUCAGAUGAAAAGGCCUUCGUAUUUUCAGUGGCCUUGGCGGAGAUAAACAGAAAAAUUAUCAAUCAAAGACUUAUUUUGUAACUUGUAAGCACAAUCUGAUGCAUUUAUAUGCGGAAUGGCUAGCAUAUUUCCAACGUGUCAUGGACUCUCGGAAAGUGUGUUGUCUGCACCAAAAAGGACCAUAAUAUAUCCUGUUAAAAUUGUGCUGCUGUUCUUGGAAAUCAAAUUCUGUCUCUACAAGUCAGAAGGAAAGUGAUCUCAAGACUGGGCUAUGAAAAUCAGAAAGCAGAAGUGUUUUAUGCCUUGAAGACAAAUGCUAGACAAAUACACAGAGAGACUGCACACUUGCUAGAGCACUUCUUUUAGAUUUGCUGCCAGAAAUGCAAUAUUUUAAAUAUUUUCAGAAAGAAAUGAUUUUCUUUUAAAAUUAUAUAUUUCAGAUUUUUUCAGCUGUAUUUCAGUUUACAUAUGUACAGUUCACCUAACUUUUUAAUAAAUGGAUAUUCAAUAUUUUAUUGAACUGGAAAUGAAGUACAUUUGUGAUA